CCUAAGAAAACCACCUGCUUCAGUUUGGGCACCCGGGGAGUAUUAAGGCCCUCACACAAAUCAAGUGAUUUGUGUGGCGCAUAUGUAUUUGGUAUUUCCUUGUACCAAUGCUUAUGUGUACACAAAUAAAUAAAGGUUACUGACUACUAGCGUGAGCUUAUGGAUGACUUAGAUUUCCCUAGUGUACGAGUUAUCUAUAUUCCGUAUUUAAGGGGUAAGCAACUUCAUCUAAAGCCUGUUUCAAUGAAAUAAAUGUAUUUAUUCGUUAUCUCGAUCGUUUUGCUUUCGUAUUCUGUUUCGUUUUCCUAAGACUAAUAGUACUGUUAUCCUCUAUUACGACUAUUAGUUUUUUGUGUAUUACACAUUAUUAUAUCAAAAUUAAGGCAAAUAUUUGCCUUUGGCUGUGGCGUUAAUGUAUGUAUUUUUUACAGUGGAAUGAAAACUACCUAAAAAAACUUAUUGGAACCUAACUUAUCUGAUUGUUUUCCUUUGCGUCUAAUCAUAGCCCUAAUGAACUGGAUAUUUCCAACUGCAAUUUACAGAAAUCUAUUUUAAGAUUCAUCGGACUUUUGUACACUAAGCUUUCGUAAUAUAAAAUAAUACGAUGCAAAUUUAACAAAUUAUUUGACAAUAACACAAGUAAACAUCAAUAUUUAUGUCUAUGGCUUCUAUGUACUUACCUUUACUAUAAUCUGUCCAUAUAUCAGAUGUUAGCUUCAAAAAUUGCUUUACCGAUCAUCUUCAGUUGUUGCUGGUUCAAAAUCCUGCUUUACAAUGGUUUGCAGUCACUGGUGAUUAUUGUCCAUCCUCUUCUACUCAAUCUGCUCAAACCCAACAUUUCGCACAAGCUUUUGGAUUGUCUGUGCCGAUCAGAAGAGCGCUGAGUCCCAAACAGUCACUGACCCAUUCUAAUUUCACAUUAUUUCCAACUGGUCGAAGUGUUGACAAUCAAAGUCGUCAUCAAUUGAGCUCUGGAGAUCACUGUUCAAAUAUCAUUACACCUGUAAUCGUCACUAUGCCUCGUCAUUCACGUUCAAAUGGAAACCAGGAUAUAGAUCUGCCAGUUUUCACAGAACCACUUGGUCCAAUUGCAACUGGAUGUAAACGUGAUGCUUCUGCACUGUCAGCAAAUUGUACUAUUCCCCCCAUUACAACAACAGCUAACAUCGCAUUGGAUACUAACGAUCAGUGCACUAUUUAUCUCCCACCAAAACCUAAAGAAUCGGAGAGAAUGAUGCAUAUACAACGGUGGGUGAACCAUCUUCCUUGGAAUCUGAAUAACGUGUGCGAUGCCUCUGGUCGGCCUCAUGUACCUUAUCCGAUUCCCGUUCGUUCUCACAUAGACGAUGAUCGUGAAUUAACUCCCCCUCCUGGUCGAACUUACUUAACUAGAUUACCAUUCACACCCGAGGAACAACAAGCCAUGGUCCGAUUCUUCCCUUCCCAUACAAGUCAGUUUCGUCACCAGCAUCAGACGCACGCUGUUCCGGAUCCCCAACCUAGGUAUCACACCUUCCCCAAUCAUUGUCCGAAUCAACAAACAUCCAAUAAUCAUCAAUUUUCUUCAUCCCAGAGGCCUAGUCAGGAAGCCUGUAAUGUCUUUCCUUCCGUUAGAAAUAUUCCUGAGUAUGUCAAUGAGAAUAACCGGAAACGUGGACAAGAAGAUAUUGGAGGUAGUCGAUUAUUUGCAGAUUGGGAGACCAGACUUAUUAGUCGACUUUUUAAAGAGUUCUUUCACGGAAAUCCUAAACCUAAUGGUGUAUGCGGUACACUGCCUUCUCUUAGUGAAGUUCGAUCUCGUAUAGCCUCUUCACGAUUGAAAGAAACAAGAACAGCUACAGCUGUCAGAUCUAAAAUUCGUCGAAUGCAAUCAUCCGGUACAUGGUUAAAGUAUCAAUGAUAACUGUAUUUUCCACUGUCUAAAACCUUUUUAAUAGUCUUUUUGUAUUAAGUGAGUAGUAGUGCUCACUUGUUAAAAGCCAGUAGACAACAAUAAAAAACAAAUAGCGCUCAAAUGAUAUAUAUAUGGUUUCGAAUUGGAAUUUCUUUUAUUCUACGUCAUUGUUCUAGUUUUGCAGUCAAACUUUAUAAUUCAUAUUUCAACCGUAUCAUUCCAGAAUAUAUACAUGUGUAUGUCCGAUCCUUUUACUGUAACCUUACUGUUUACAGAAUCUACUGGCCACCUACAAUAUAUUUAUAUAUAUAAAAUAUGUAUGUAUGCAAAAGGAAUUUACUUGAUGACAACAUAUGCUGUUUAUAGCUCCCGUGUUCUUUCUGACCUUCAAUAUACAUAUACUUUACUAAUGUUCAAAACUUAUCCUUUCCUGUUAAAUACUUUAAUGUACUCUCAUAUUUAUUUUCUUCUUUCUCGUUCGUUUCGUUUAUGGGUACUUCGUACAGUAUUAUCAUUUUAUAUACAUACAUAUAUAUAUAUAUAUUAUCACCAUUAUCAGCAUUUUGUUUCCAAAUUUUUCUCUAUUCCCAUAAUUUGUCUCUUAUAUCAUGUGUUAUUAGAUAUCAAUUUGUGCAUAUCAACUCUUUUUGUUUGUUUCUUUGUUUCCGUUUCUUGUAUGUUAAUUUUGUUUCUGAAAAUUUAUUACUACUACUUAUCUUGUUUGUUUUGCUUUUUUUCAUUCUGUGUAUACGAGAAACAAGAAAUCAAUGUAAUAAACUUUGUCUCCAUUCUGUUUUAUAAUAAGGGUAGCCUGGUUUUUGAAAUUUAUUAGUUAAUAAUACUACUAAUAAUAACGAUCAAUUUGCUCAUCUCUUAAAUAAAAUUUCUCGUAGUGGCUGUUCAAUGACUUUAACUAGUAUCUAUUGUAAAUGUAUCAUAGAAUUUAGAUCUGUUUGAUGUACAUGUGUUAUGAGUUAAUUCGAAAGGAAUAAUAACUCAUUCCUUUUCUACACUCGGCCUCUGUUAGGGAAGUUCUACUCACUGCCGUCUCGUAGCGGGGGUGUUGUUCACGAAAUUGAG
Schistosoma rodhaini is the source of this 2974-nucleotide messenger RNA. NCBI's taxonomy places the organism in Eukaryota, Metazoa, Platyhelminthes, Trematoda, Strigeidida, Schistosomatidae. The record is from the annotation of a GenBank genome assembly.